CAGGUGGUCCUGCUGUCAGCUGCUGGCUCUUUGGAUUUUUAGUAGUUUCUUUAUUCGUUGUCUGAUUUUAGUUCUAGUUUUUUGUUCCUUUAUUUUCUGAUUCUUGUGUUUUGGAACCUGGAGGCAAAUGAGCGGUUUGUAAAUUGGCAGAUAAAUCAUUUCAGCAGAUCUGCAGAGGCUGAAGGAAGAAACCAGGAGCAAGAUGAAGAAAUGGCUUCAGUUCAUCGCAGCUGCAUCAGUUCUGUGUGGGGUCUCCUCGCUCCCUCAGGGUGGWCUUUAUUUCAUCAACCAGCUGAAGACCUGGACUGAAGCUCAGAGCUUCUGCAGACAGAACUACAUGGACCUGGUGACUCUGGACCGAGCCGAGGACAUGACGGUUCUGAAAGACAUGGUGGACCUGAACACCACGGUCCUCAAUGAAACCAAUCAUCGGGCCUGGAUCGGACUCUAUGACUCUGUGACCAGCUGGAGGUGGUUGUUUUCAAACACCAGUUUCUAUAUAAGCAGUGGGACCGGGUUUAGAAACUGGUCUCCUGGAGAACCAAACAACCGGUACCAUGCAGAACCCUGUGUGGUGAUGUUUGAUAAUGGACUCUGGGCCGACACAAGAUGUGGUUCAUUCUUCCAACCAAUCUGCUCCACAGUCAGCGGAGACCAGGUGACUUUUGUUUUCAUCGACACCAUCAUGACAUGGCCUGCAGCUCAGAGCUACUGCAGAGAACAUCACACGGACCUGGCCAGCGUGAGGAACGAGACGGAGAACCAGAUGAUCAAGCAGCUGGUGCCACAAGGACAGAAAGCCUGGCUCGGUCUCUACAGAGACUCCUGGAUGUGGGUGGAUGGAAGGAAGCUCCUGUUCAGCAGCUGGGCAGCAGGAGAACCCRACAACGUCCAAGUGAACUGUGUCGCUGCCUGCUUAGAGGAUAAYGGAGGCUGGGAGAACUGGAGCUGCAGCAGCAAGAUGCCUUUCUUCUGCUACAAGGCUCCUUUUUCUAAACGACUGAUGAAGCUGAAGCUGCUGAGUCCAAAAGUUCUGGACCUCAAUGACCCGGACACACUGGAAGAACUUCUGAUGGAGUUCAGACAGAAGCUGAUGGACGGGGGACGGACUGAAGAUGUCCAACUGAGCUGGAGGACACAGUCAGAUGGGAAGAUUUUCCACAAAGAUGACUUUCUGUGUGGCGUCUCCUCGCUCCCUCAGGGUGGUCUUUAUUUCAUCAACCAGCUGAAGACCUGGACUGAAGCUCGGAGCUUCUGCAGACAGAACUACAUGGACCUGGUGUCUCUGGACAGAAAUGAGGACAUGACGGUUCUGAAAGACAUGGUGGACCUGGACAGCAUGGUCUCCAACAUAAGCUUAACACAUCGGGCCUGGAUUGGACUCUAUGAUGAUGUGAACGGCUGGAAGUGGUCCCUGUCUGAUGGGAAUUUCUACAAAACCGGAGAGACGGCUUUCAGAAACUGGUCCUCCGGAGAACCAAACAACUUCCGGCUGUCAGAGUUCUGUGUGGGGAUGUUCAGCACCGGACAGUGGAACGACAUGGACUGUCGUUUGUCCCUCACAGCAGUCUGCUCCAACGUCAGCGGACAGGAUGUGUCGUUUUUCUUCAUCAACCAAACCAUGAGCUGGUCUGAAGCUCAGAGCUACUGCAGAGAACAUCACACGGACCUGGCCAGCGUCAGGAACACGGAGGAGAACGAGAGGAUCAGGCAGCUGGUGCCCACGAAAAGGUUCACCUGGAUCGGUCUCCACAGAGACUCCUGGAAGUGGGUGGAUGGAAGGAAGCUKCUGCUGAACAACUGGAGAGCAGGAGAACCCAACAGUGCGCAGGAGAACUGUGCCAUAGCUUCGUUAGACGAUGGAGGCUGGGAGGACUGUCCCUGUGACUGGAGGAUGCCCUUCUUUUGUUACGCUCCUGUUUCAAAGAAAGUGGUGAAGCUAAAGGUGAGGAUGUCCUCUCAGGACCUGAACGACCCAGGUGUUCUGGCAGAUUUACUGAAGCAGUUCAAACAGAAGCUGAUGGACAACAGAGACGACAGAGACAUCAGGCUGAGCUGGAGGACAAAGAAUGAUGGAAAGAUCUUCCACAAGGACAGAUGA
This is a messenger RNA of Austrofundulus limnaeus, 2101 nucleotides long. Its product is annotated as macrophage mannose receptor 1. The record is from RefSeq and is a predicted model, not a curated record. Bases 203 to 2101 code for a protein of 632 amino acids. The transcript has 12 exons. Lineage: Eukaryota; Metazoa; Chordata; Actinopteri; Cyprinodontiformes; Rivulidae.